Molecule: messenger RNA, 4788 nt
Organism: Pygocentrus nattereri (red-bellied piranha)
Lineage: Eukaryota; Metazoa; Chordata; Actinopteri; Characiformes; Serrasalmidae
Gene: crfb1
Product: cytokine receptor family member b1
Exons: 10
Coding region: 440-2137 (565 amino acids)
Molecular function (GO): protein binding
Source: RefSeq, a predicted model, not a curated record
AAGUUUUUAAGAUAACGAGUUCUCUCAGACGAAACAAAAAACCGACAGAAGAAUGGAGAAGUGACUCGCUUCUACUGGUUCUCUUUUAACUUCACAUAUUUUCUACCUUCUCCUCAGAGGACUUUUGCACCUCCGAGCAGCAUUUUAUGUGAUAUAUACAUGAAAAAUGUUGGAUAUCAGCAUCAGGGCACAUUUCUCCAUAUUGGUACAUCUCUAACAUCGAUUAAAGCAGGUCACCAUUCUUAUGGAGAGCUGGCUACUUGGAGCAAAGCUCAUAUAAUAUUAACUCAGUUGCUUGAAGAACUGGUUAAAGAAGUGGAAUCAGAUGCUUCUGCUGGACAAGAAUGAAAACCUGCAGCCACACCAGCCCAUUGUGAAUAAGACUGGGGACCUCUGCUUAAUGGACAAUAUGUUGAUGCAAAUCUGAUUCUCAUUUAACAUGAGGGUAAUAUUGCUGCUGCAGUUUUAUUUCAUGGUUCUUGACACGCAAGUCAUUGUUCCACUCCCUCAACCACAAAAUGUAACAGUGGUGUCCAACAACUUUGACACUGUCUUGCACUGGAGUCCUGGAGUAGGCACACCUCCAGGAACUACUUACAGCAUCAGUGUGAGUAUUGGAUCAACCACAAAAAUGCAGAAAAAGUGCAAUAAUACAACCAUCAAUGUUUCCAAGUUCAUGAAGAACAUCGAGCGACAGUACAUUCUCCGCCUUUGGGCAUCACAUGGCAACAGAUCAUCAUCUGUAAUUGAAAGAUACUUUACACCUUAUACUAUGACCUACCUCGGUCCUCCUUCUGUGACUCUGGCUGGCUGUGGCAAUUGCUUCAACAUUAGCAUCUCUCUGCCAGAUAGAGUGUCCAGCAAUGAAAGUUUACGUUUCUACAAAGGUAUCCGGUUCGACAUACACUGGAAGAAGGCAGGAGAUGAAAAGGUUUACAUGUUAGAAAACAUGGAUUCACUCUCCCAGCAGCACAGUAAGAAAUUGAGUAUAUACACACAUGCACUACUAAAUCUUGAACAAGGAGGAAAGUACUGUGUGCGGGCAAAACCACGACACAAUGUCAACAAGAACGCUCAGGUUUCUGACUGGAUCUGUGAUUUCACCAGUACAGUACAGAAGAGAGGAGCUUUUGUGACGUCUGUAGCUGGUUGGACUGCAGGGUUUGUGCUGAUCGGACUGGGUUUGCUGAUUUUCACAGCCAGCCUGGCCUAUGCUGGGUUCCUCUGCAAGCUGAAGAGAAGUCUGCCCAAAACUCUGAUGAAUUUUGUUUCCAGCAGCUACCUUUCACCAGAGGAGAUCAAUUUUUCGGUAGCUAAGUGGCAUGGAAAGUCAAGCAAACCUAAACAUCUUCAUCAGUUUGAGGAGUGCUGGCAUGAGGAAGAAAACAGGAACGGCAGGCAGAAUGAUGAUCAUGAUAACGAUGAAGAUAAUGAUGAGAAAGAGAAUGACUGUGUCUACAUGUAUCGACCCACCAACGACAAUGUUUCCCCAGCCACCAGCAGUGGGCAAGGUUCUGCUAGCACAGCCAUCACUCUCUGCAUAGAGUCACAGAAUUCUGGAGGAUGUAGUAUUGAAGCAGAACAGACUGCUUUGAGUGGCAUUACACUCUCUCAGCUUCAACACAGUGAGGUCACAAAUAUCAUGCAAGAGGGUUUAAGUAAUUUGAGAGUAGAAAAACCAAACCCUUUCAAGUCGAAAGAAGCAGAAACGUCAGGAGGGCAGAUUAACAAGUCAGGAGGCACUUCUAUGAACAUCAACCUGUUCUCAGUGACACUGAAGUCUCUGCAACCCGAAGAGAACGUGAUGGAUGAAGUGAGUAAUGCUAAAGAGAUUAGCAGGCCUCUUUUACCUCUGUUGCCAAGAGAACUGGAGGAACAUGCACUUUGCUUUUCAAAGCCACAAACAGGAAUGGCCCCUUUAGUGGGACUUAAGACACACAUUCAGUCACAAAGAAACUCACAGACAGACGUACUGUCACAACUGAAAGACUCCUCUGAGAUGCAGUCAGAUCAAUUGGUCAAGCAUGACAGGACACAAACGGGAUAUAGGGCCAUGCACACAGGCAGAAUGAACCCAGAAAUUGACUGCUUAUUGGAUGAAGAGGAGGAGGAUUUCUCAGGUUACAUGGGACGAUAAAGCCGAAAGCCAGCACUAUUUUUCUUAAAUGUGUGCUGGGACUUUAAAGUGUCCUGGUAAGGGUACCCAUACAUCUACUCAUUGGCCACUUUCUGAGACCCACCUAACCUGUCAGUCGACAAUAUAGGUGUAAAAUUACUAACUGUAGUAAUGUGAUCGCAACAAUGAGAGAGAACAGCACAACAAUGAAUGAUUUUCACCUAAAUACUGGAGGAACGUAGACCUGUGAACGUGGGAACGAACCAAGUAUGAAAUUUCUGAACCAAUCCAACAUCUCUUCAAGGCAGAGCUCACAGUAGGGCACCCUGGUGUGCUCAUCAACAUUGUCUGAUGGACAACAAGCCUGCCGUUAGCUUGUGAAAGAGGGGUGUAUUUGUUUUGCUGUAAGAUCAAUAUCAACAAUCUUUCUCCAGUACUCACACUAUGCCCGGUUGCCUUGUACUGUGUCCAAGCACGAUUGUCCCCCUCCCCACUUCCCAACUGGCCUGUGCUCACAUUGUGCUUAAUGUUCCAGGACAAAAGUGAUCAUAUGUCAGGCAUCUUUUAUUGCACAUUUUAAAAUCCACUGGUCAAGUAGGAUGAGUGUUUUGUCAGGUUUUGUGGCUUAUUUGGAGUUAUUUUGGUUGCUCUGACUCAAUAUGCAAUGCAGAGAUGUUCUGUUAAUUGUAUUAAUUGUGCACAUAUAAAAAUUGUGCGGCUUUACUUGCCAACUACAUUUCAUGUUCUUCAAUAAGGUGCGAACCAGACCCAUUUUUAACCCAAAUUUUCUCCAAUUAAAUGAAAAGUGAGACAGUCGUAUCAUUGACAUCAUGUUUGAGUUGCAUGCUUGGGCAUGGUUAGCGAUCACACUAGGUACAUGCUGUGCCCAUAUCCAACUGAACGGUACAGUACAGAGCGAUCAUGCUAGUCAGCAAACUAAACUUUGGGGGUAAAACGUGCCUGGGUACAGUAGGGAUCACCAAGUGUGAGUACACUCUUACUGCGCCUUGUACAGUGCACAACUACAGUGAUUUUUUUUUUUCUUCAAUGUUUUACAAACUGUGCUGCACAAAAUUUAAAUAAACAGGCCUAAUUAUGCUCACUUUGAAAAUAAAUGUGUAGUCAGUACUGACGAUCCCUACGACAAGCUCAGAAAAGGGUAUUGUGAGUUAUCACGAGAACAGCAUAUCUCAUUUUGCCCACUGCUAGUGCAGACAUCUGUACACUAGUAAGGUGGAGCUACCAGCAACAAGGUUUUUAUAAUAAGGGGCCCUUGAGUGUAUUAUAUAUCUGAAGCAGUGCUCACUGAAUGUAUCUUUUGCCAAAUAAAGGCACUAGCCUUGUAGCCUUCCUGUGCCCUCUGCUGGUUAGAGCUGGCUUCUUUAUCUAAAUUAUUAAAUGGGACACUUGUUGCAAACAACGGACUGUAUUUAUAAUGCUAUAAGUAAUAGUUUAUUGUCUGGAUGUACAAUGAUACAUAAUAAAAAGUAGGUGCUGGGGCCAAUGAAUUGACCUAUCAAUGCUCUGCCCACAAAUAUGUUGUUUCUUAGAAUCGCAUCGAGUCUAUUUAUAAAUUUCUCAGUUUCAUGUAAAUACUAAUUCACAUUAAUCUGAUAGUGUUUAGAAGUGCUGCAUUCCCAAACUAGGUUGUAAAAAUUAAGACAGAACAUUUGCAACCAUGAUAAGGUUAGUAUUGAUUAUGCAACCAAAAGAAAAUCUAACAUCAUAUUCACACAAAUCAUUGUCUGUUAUUCUGACAGAAACUGAGAUCUAUGCUACAAUUUCUUGUUAGGUUGAAUGUGAUUUACAAUAUGUUGUAAAGCAUGUCCAGCCUCCAAGCGAAGCAUGGAUUGGUCAGUAAGUUAUGCUGUUUUUGCCUAUUGUUGAUAAAGAUAGACAUGCAUAACUCUAAGGCCUAGGUAAUGUGGCCAACAAGACUUCUCUGUAUCACUUAAAAUAACAUGUUUUUUUAUGUAUGUUUUUUAAUCUGAAUUUUUAACUCUUAAGAAACCAAAAGGCCUAUGAAUAUUCAGCAUGACAAAAACAGAACUUAUUAAUUAAAAAAUGUUUUGAGGACAACUGACCUCAUUCACUAAUUGUUCUUAAGGAGGAAAUUUGUAUUAUAGUCCACUUACACAGUUUUCAUGAAGAUUCAUUCAAGUUUCAUUCAUGUUUUCUUUGUUGGGAUUUGUUCUUACCUCAAAAAAAUCUAUGGACAAUCGACAGCAAAAAGUUGCGAAUAGUUCUGCAGUUUAAGAUUCAUGAAUCUCAACGUAGACUUUUUCUUAGGGGCUUUUCUCAAGAACAUAUUGUGGGGAAAAAAUUAAUGUGGUCCAUUGUAUUUUUAUUAUUUAGCCUUUUAACAUCACACAAUUAAAAUAUACAUAAUACGAAUACAAAGAGGGUAACAGGUACAUGGCACCAUUUAGUGUUCUGCACUUUUAGUGUAGCAGCUGUUCAGAGUUCAAGUCUUUGCUGCUAAUACUGGAUUGGGGAAUUGACUGAUGAAAAUGUUUUAUUGAACACACGCAUAUCGAUAACAAGCAUUGUGAUAAUUUUUUGUCAUUGACAUUAUGGCUUCAUAAUCCAGGCCUAAUUCAUAUUUAAUAGGACUUACCAUGUUUAAUAGGGCUUAUAAUAAUUUGUCCUGCCAUUAAAAAUUCAGAAAGGAA